AUGGCUACGUCUUCCAGUGACGAGGAGACUGCUAGACGAAAGUCAACAAGACGACGACGCAAUCCUUUAGACGAGCGAUACUGGGAACUUGGCGAGCCGCCGCUGUCACCGGUAGUAACUUACAAUAUACUUACAACGGUUUCUAUUUAGGAUGAAAGAGAAUCCGACAAAGAAUCAGUAGACACCUUACCAGCAAGAAGAGAACGGAAAGACACAGGUAAUGCUAUAUCAAACUAAUUUUCGUUGUAGUAUGCCAUGACCCGUCCUGUCGGGCAAUUAUUUCUGAAAUGCAGGCAGACAUAAAAAAAAAAACAGGGCAAGAACAUCGCGUUUCUGCGUAA
Spirometra erinaceieuropaei is the source of this 341-nucleotide messenger RNA. The record is from the annotation of a GenBank genome assembly. Lineage: Eukaryota; Metazoa; Platyhelminthes; Cestoda; Diphyllobothriidea; Diphyllobothriidae.